AUGCGGGGCCCGGGGCUCCUGACCGCCGCCCACCUCGUGUGCGUGUGGACCGUGGUACUGGCCGCGGCCCCCGGGCCUAGGUUUCUGGUGACAGCCCCAGGGGUCAUUAGGCCUGGAGGAAAUGUGACUGUUGGGGUAGAGCUUCUGGAACACAGCCCCUCCCAGGUCACUGUGAAGGCUGAGGUCAUCAAGAUGGCAGCCAACCUCACGGUCUCUGUCCUGGAAGCAGAGGGAGUCUUUGAAAAAGGAUCUUUCAAGACACUUACUCUUCCAUCACUACCUCUGAACAGUGCAGAUGGGAUUUAUGAGCUACGUGUAACUGGACGUGCCCAGGAUGAGAUCUUAUUCUCUAAUAGUACGCGCUUAUCAUUUGAGACCAAGAGAAUGACUGUCUUCAUUCAAACAGACAAGUCCCUGUACAAGCCGAAGCAGGAAGUGAAGUUUCGUGUCGUUACACUCUUCUCAGAUUUUAAACCUUAUAAAACUUCUUUAAACAUUCUAAUUAAGGACCCCAAGUCCAAUUUGAUCCAACAGUGGUUGUCAGAACAAAGUGAUCUUGGCAUCGUUUCCAAAACUUUUCAAUUAUCUUCCCAUCCAAUACUUGGUGACUGGUCCAUUCAAGUUCAAGUGAAUGACCAGACAUAUUAUCAAUCAUUUCAGGUUUCAGAAUAUGUAUUACCAAAAUUUGAAGUUACUUUGCAGACACCAUUAUACUGUUCUUUGAAUUCUAAGAGCUUAAAUGGUACUGUCACAGCAAAGUAUACAUACGGGAAGCCAGUGAAAGGAGAUGUAACACUUACAUUUUUACCUUUAUCCUUUUGGGGCAGGAAGAAAAAUAUUACGAAAAAUUUUAAGAUAAAUGGAUCUGCAAACUUCUCUUUUAAUGAUGAAGAAAUGAAGAAAGUAAUGGAUUUUUCAGAAGGGUUUUCUGAAUACAUGUAUCUGUCUUCCCCUGGGCCAGUGGAAAUUUUAGCCACAGUGACAGAAUCACUUACAGGUAUCUCAAGAAAUGCAAGCUCUAAUGUAUUUUUCAAGCAACAUGAUUACAUCAUUGAGUUUUUUGAUUAUGCUACUGUCUUGAAGCCAUCUCUGAACUUUACAGCCACUGUGAAGGUAACCCGUGCUGAUGGCAAUCGACUGACUUUUGAAGAAAGAAGAAAUAAUGUAGUUAUAACAGUAACACAGAAAAACUCUUCCGAGUACUGGAGCAGAUGGGGCAGCAGGAACCAGGAACUAGAAGCUGUCCAGAUCAUAAAUUAUACGGUCCCUCAAAAUGGAAUCUUUAAAAUUGAAUUCCCAAUCCUGGAUGAUUCCAAUGAGCUACAGUUGGAGGCCUCUUUUCUUAACAGUGUGAGUAGCAUGGCAGUUCAUGGUAUGUUUAAGUCUCCCAGUAAAGCAUACAUCCAGCUAAAAACAAGAGAUGAAAAUAUAAAGGUGGGAUCACCUUUUGAGUUGGUGGUUAGUGGCAAUAAGCCACUAAGGAAGGAGUUAAACUAUAUGGUAAUAUCCAGGGGACAGUUGGUGGCUGUAGGCAAGCAAAAUUCAACAGCCUUCUCUUUAACACCAGAAAAUUCUUGGGCUCCAAAAGCCUGUAUUAUUGUGUAUUAUAUUGAAGAUGAUGGAGAAAUUAUAAAUGAUGUUCUAAAAAUUCCUGUUCAGCUUGUUUUUAAAAAUAAGAUAAAGCUGUUUUGGAGUAAAACUCAUGCUGCACCAUCUGAGAAAGUCUCUCUUAGGAUCUCUGUGACACAGCCAGACUCGAUAGUUGGGGUUGUGGCUGUUGACAAAAGCGUGAAUCUGAUGAAUGCCUCUAAUGAUAUUACAAUGGAAAAUGUGGUCCAUGAGUUGGAGCUCUAUAACACAGGGUAUUAUUUAGGCAUGUUCAUGAAUUCUUUUGCAGUUUUUCAGGAAUGUGGCCUCUGGGUAUUGACAGAUGCAAACCUUAUGAAGGAUUACAUUGAUGGUGUUUAUGACAGCGUAGAACUUGCGGAGAGGUUUGUGGAGGAAAAUGAAGGAUACUUGGUAGAUUUCCAUGACUUCUCUUCGGUUAGCGAUCCACGUGUCAGAAAGCAUUUUCCAGAGACUUGGAUUUGGCUAGACACCAACAUGGGUUCCAAGAUUUACCAAGACUUUGAAGUUACCGUGCCUGAUUCUAUCACUUCUUGGGUGGCUACCGCAUUUGUGAUCUCUGAGGACUUAGGUCUUGGACUAACCAGGACUCCAGUGGAGCUACAAGCCUUCCAGCCAUUUUUCAUUUUUUUGAAUCUUCCCUACUCUGUUAUCAGAGGUGAAGAAUUUGCUUUGGAAGUAACCAUAUUCAAUUAUUUGAAAGAUGCCACUGAGGUUCAAGUAAUCAUUGAGAAAAGUGACAAAUUUGAUAUUUUAAUGGCUUUAAAUGAAAUAAAUGCGACCGGACACCAGCAGACCAUUCUGGUUCCCAGUGAGGAUGGGGCAACUGUUGUUUUCCCAGUCAAGCCAACACACCUGGGGGAAAUUCCAAUCACAGUCACGGCCAUUUCACCUGCUGCUUCUGAUGCUGUCACCCAGAGGAUUUUAGUAAAGGCUGAAGGAAUAGAAAAAUUGUAUUCACAAUCCAUCUUGUUAGACUUGACUGUCCACAAAUUACAAACUCCCCUGAAAACUUUGAGUUUCUCAUUUCCUCCCAACACAGUGAGUGGUAGUGAAAGAGUUCAGAUCACUGCAAUUGGGGAUAUCCUUGGUUCUUCCAUCAAUGGCUUGGCCUCAUUGAUUCGGAUGCCUUAUGGCUGUGGUGAACAGAAUAUGAUAAAUUUUGCUCCAAAUAUUUAUGUUUUGGAUUACCUAACUAAAAAGAAACAACUGACAGAAAACUUAAAAGAAAAAGCCCUUUCAUUUAUGAGGCAAGGUUAUCAGAGAGAACUUCUCUAUCAGAGGGAAGAUGGCUCUUUCAGUGCUUUUGGGAAUGAUGACCCUUCUGGUAGUACUUGGUUGUCAGCUUUUGUUUUAAGAUGUUUCCUUGAAGCUGAUCCUUACAUAGAUAUUGAUGAGAAUGUGUUACACAGAACAUAUACUUGGCUCAAAGGACGUCAGAAAUCCAAUGGUGAAUUUUGGGAGCCAGGAAGAGUGAUCCAUAGUGAGCUUCAAGGUGGCAAUAAAAGUCCAGUGACACUUACAGCUUAUAUUGUGACUUCUCUCCUGGGCUAUAAAAAAUAUCAGCCUAAUAUUGAUCUACAAGAGUCUAUCAACUUUUUGGAGUCUGAAUUUAAUAGAGGAAUUUCAGACAAUUAUACUUUAGCUCUUAUAACUUAUGCACUGUCAUCUGUGGGGAGCCCUAAAGCCAAGGAAGCUUUGAAUAUGCUGACUUGGAGAGCAGAACAAGAAGAAGGCAUGCAAUUCUGGGUGUCUUCAGAGUCUAAACUUUCUGAAUCCUGGCAGCCACGCUCCCUGGAUAUUGAAAUUGCAGCCUAUGCGCUACUUUCACACUUCCUGCAAUAUCAGGUUUCUGAGGGAAUCCCCAUUAUGAGGUGGCUAAGCAGGCAAAGGAAUAGCUUGGGAGGUUUUGCGUCUACCCAGGACACCAUUGUGGCCUUGAAGGCCCUAUCUGAAUUUGCAGCUCUAAUGAACACAGAAAGUACAAACGUCCAAGUGACUGUGAUGGGGCCCAGUUCACCAAGUCCUAUAAAGUUUCAGAUUGACAGACAGAACCGCUUUCUUCUCCAGAUGGCAGAGCUUUCAGUGGUACAGCCAACUGCAGUUAAUAUUUCCGCAAGUGGUUUUGGAUUUGCGAUUUGUCAGCUUAAUGUUAUUUAUAAUGUGAAAGAUUCGGGUUCCUCCAGAAGACGAAGAUCUGUUCAAGACCAAGAAGCCUUUGAUUUAGAUGUUGCUGUCAAAGACAAUAAGGAUGAUAUAAAUCACUUGAAUUUGAAUGUGUGUACAAGGUUUUUGGGCCCAGCUAGAAGUGGCAUGGCCCUUAUGGAAGUGAACCUGCUCAGUGGUUUUACCGUGCCUUCAGAUGCAAUUCCUCUGAGUGAGACGGUGAAGAAAGUGGAACACGAUCAUGGAAAACUCAACCUAUAUUUAGAUUCUGUAAAUGAAACCCAGUUUUGUGUUGAUAUUCCUGCUGUGAGAAACUUUAAAGUUUCAAAUACACAAGAUGCUUUGGUGUCCAUAGUGGAUUACUAUGAACCAAGGAGACGAGCGGUGAGGAGUUACAACUCCGAAGCGAAGCUGUCUUCUUGUGACCUCUGUGGGGACAUUCGCGGAUGCGGUCCUUGUGAGAGCGGAGCUGCGGCCUCCCUUUGUCGCCCUUCAGAAGUUUUUGUGCUCUGUCUCACGCUUCUGUUUUCUUUGCACCAGUGGCUGUGA
Messenger RNA from Puma concolor (puma), 4341 nucleotides. It is a transcript of the gene CD109, whose product is annotated as CD109 molecule. Gene Ontology annotation, molecular function: endopeptidase inhibitor activity. NCBI's taxonomy places the organism in Eukaryota, Metazoa, Chordata, Mammalia, Carnivora, Felidae. Gene Ontology annotation, cellular component: extracellular region. The record is from RefSeq and is a predicted model, not a curated record.